Molecule: messenger RNA, 303 nt
Organism: Clonostachys rhizophaga
Lineage: Eukaryota; Fungi; Ascomycota; Sordariomycetes; Hypocreales; Bionectriaceae
Source: the annotation of a GenBank genome assembly
AUGCAUUUCGUCAAGACUGCCAUCUCCCUCUUUGCUCUGGCCAGCUUUACCUCUGGCCAGUAUGUCCAUCCCACUGUCGCCCUAGCUGUCCGCGAAACUGAAGAAUAUCGCAACUACAUCGCAGCCCGCGAUGGAUUCAUUGGCGCCCGCGAUGAUUUCAAGGAGACCCGCGAUCUAUCCAGCCGUAAAUUCAAAGGUCGUACAUGUCUGCAGUUUUCUGGCAAAUACAAAUGCUUUCUCAGCUCCGCAGACAUAAUAUGUGGCUGCUCAAAGGAAAAGUUCAACAAGGCCUGCUCGUGCUAG